Molecule: messenger RNA, 5614 nt
Organism: Labeo rohita (rohu)
Lineage: Eukaryota; Metazoa; Chordata; Actinopteri; Cypriniformes; Cyprinidae
Gene: ppm1ab
Product: protein phosphatase, Mg2+/Mn2+ dependent, 1Ab
Exons: 3
Coding region: 399-1400 (333 amino acids)
Biological process (GO): positive regulation of canonical Wnt signaling pathway; positive regulation of canonical NF-kappaB signal transduction; protein dephosphorylation
Cellular component (GO): cytosol; nucleus
Molecular function (GO): protein serine/threonine phosphatase activity; manganese ion binding; magnesium ion binding
Source: RefSeq, a predicted model, not a curated record
CCGCAGCAUCCGGGUCCCAAACGAACCCGUCCGCGCGGAGAAAGAGGUGUUCUGAGCGCGAGGCUCCGGUAACCCCCCCUCGGGAAAACAAAAAACCGGAGCCAGAAAUGCCCCACCGCCCAGCUGCGGACUGCCUUAACGGGCUCAUGUGAUGCUUUUCAUAUGCUUAUGAUUUUUUUUUUUUUUAUUUUCGUAAUCGAUUUCUGGCAGUUUUGACGUUAGUUCGCGUGCUAAUUGGCUAGCUAUCGAUUGAUGGGUGUUGUGGCUGUGAGCGCUGGUUUAUAGUGUUUGCUAUCCGGCCCAGCAUACUGAUAUUAAGGCUCUUACCCGCGGCUUUGGCGCCUCGGUGUUUCUUCAUCCAGCACAGACCACGAAGAAGCUGGAGCAAAAUAAGAAGAAUGGGUGCGUUCUUAGACAAGCCAAAGAUGGAGAAACACAAUGCUCACGGGGAGGGGAACGGCCUGCGCUACGGACUCAGCAGCAUGCAGGGCUGGCGUGUGGAGAUGGAGGACGCGCACACGGCUGUGAUAGGGCUGCCUUACAGCCUCGGCCUGUGGUCUUUUUUUGCUGUGUACGAUGGGCACGCAGGCUCUCAGGUUGCCCGUUACUGCUGUGAGCAUCUGCUGGAACACAUCACCAGCAAUCCGGACUUCAGGGGAGGCUCCUCAGGAGGUGGGGACUUAAUUAACGCUGAGCCCUCCGUGGAGAGUGUGAAAUGUGGGAUCCGCACAGGCUUCCUGCAGAUCGACGAGCACAUGCGGGCCAUGUCCGAACGCAAGCACGGAGCGGACCGCAGCGGUUCCACGGCGGUGGGCGUGAUGAUUUCCCCUCAUCAUUUUUAUUUCAUUAACUGCGGUGACUCCAGAGCCUUGCUGAGCCGCAAGGGUCGCGUUCACUUCUUCACCCAGGACCACAAGCCUAGUAACCCCUUGGAAAAGGAGAGAAUCCAGAACGCAGGUGGUUCAGUUAUGAUCCAGAGGGUCAAUGGCUCCCUCGCCGUCUCCCGCGCUCUCGGCGACUUCGACUAUAAGUGCGUGCAUGGGAAAGGCCCCACUGAACAGCUGGUGUCCCCGGAGCCAGAAGUGUAUGAGAUCGAACGCUCUGAGGCUGAGGAUGAGUUUGUGGUGCUGGCCUGCGAUGGCAUUUGGGACGUCAUGGCCAAUGAAGAACUGUGUGAUUUUGUGCGCUCGCGCUUGGAAGUGACAGAGGACCUGGAAAGAGUGUGUAAUGAGAUUGUGGACACCUGUUUGUACAAGGGUAGUCGAGAUAACAUGAGUGUGGUGCUGGUAUGUUUUCCUGGCGCCCCAAAAAUCAACCCAGAAGCCGUGAAGCGAGAGGCGGAGCUAGAUAAGUACCUGCAGAACAGAGAGGGCGCAGCAUGUAAAAAGGCGAAUAAAUAAAAUGUAUUACGAAGACGGAGAGAGCUAUAGAAAGUGAGCAUUUCUUACUUAAUUAGGUGAGUUUGUUAGAUGGCAGUUUACACUUGCCAAUGAAGUAUGCGUUACAGUUAACGUAAAGUUUCCAAUUAACGAAUCCCCAUAUUGGAGAGGAACGACUCACUGGUACUGUAUUAGCACAGUUAGGACUAUUCAGGAUCAAUUAUAACCAGAGAGAAAUACCACAGUGUGAAUUUAUUUGAGCAUAUAUUGAUAAUUAGAGGCCUUUAAUUAUUUAUUGCCAAUAUUGAAAAGCACUUACACGAUGUAGAGGUAACCUGUAGCUUUACCAGAGGUUUUACUGUAGUGCAUCUGAGAAUCCUCCGCUCCAGUGCGUAUUAUUAGCUACUAAGUGAUGGUGAGUAAGUGCAAUUGUAGAUUAGGAAAAAGGAAUGAUGAAAACCCAACAUUUGGCUCUGCACUUUUUCAUUAAACGCUGCUAUACUUAAAGGCAUCUUCUAAUAAUAAGAGAGAGACCAAAUUUGAGAUCUCAGAAUACGAUAUGUUUAUGUGUUCGAACAGAUUUAAUACAAAGUGUAGUUUUGCGUUCUGUUUGUGACCGUGCGUUCUUCAGAUAGUUGUAUUCAUCCACUUGUACAAGCAUGUGUUUAAGUCUGGCACUCGUUUCAUUUGCAUCUUUCUGAAAAGUCGUUCUAAAUGAGAGUGAAUGUCAGGCCUCCACUGCUGAUUACCUGAAAUUGUAGCUGACACUGCUGUACGUGGCCUGAUGGUGCAUUUUCGUGUCUACAGCAGUGCCCAUGAGCAUUUUAAAUCUGCAUGAUUCCUGUUCUGUAAUAUGGAACAUUGUUGCCUUAGUCCUAAUUUACAGUGACUACCUUGAUUAGAAUCGAUAGGUUAGCACUUGGUUUCCAACCCCAGCUGCUUGGAAGAGUAGAAUUAAAUCCAGUGGACACAUGGUACUGAAAGCAUGCACUGUACCGAUAGCACGAUAAGUUGUGUACACCUCUUGCAUGUACGCUACAUUAAGAAAAAACAGGGAUAGACCUUAUUUAGAGUUAAGUUGGUCUGACAGAAGUUUUAUACUUUGUACAGUAUACAUUUGUAACCCCCUGAGGAACAGCUUCCGUGUGAACUGAACACAGUAUUUGAAAGAUUGUGUCGAUGUUUUACAAUCCUCUCCGAGUUGUUUACUACUUGUUGCCUCAAACUAACACUUUGUCAAUCCUCUGGUUUGUCUAUAGAACUAUUAAGACAAAGUCAUUUAUUUAGGAAAUUCUUGGUGCAUAGAAUGGGAUUCAGCCUGUCAGCAUUUUUUGAGAUGUAAAUCCUUGUUGGUACAAUGAUUAGUCAUUUAUAGGACAAUGGUACACUGUUUUUGUGUCUGUAAAACCCAAGAUUUGGCUUUGUUUUGUCCUUCUGUACCUAAGAUUUUGGAAGCGCCUCAUUGAAUUUUCAGUUUUUGAGCCCUUUGGAUGUGUCCAAACAUGGCGUGACUUAACAAAAUUUUAGCGACAAGCAAUUUGUCUAAUGUUUAAUCGAUAGUUCACUGAAAAAUGAAAAUCAUUUACUCAGUCUCAUGUUUUUUUUCAAACUAAUUGAAAACUUUGGUUCCCCUUAACUUUCAUAACAUGAAUACAAUCAGAGUUAUAUAAAAAAAAAUGACCUGGCUAUUCCAAGAUUUAUAAUGGCAGUGAAUGGGUGUUGAUAUUUUGAAAUCCAGUAAAGUGCAUUCAGUUCAUCAUAAAAAGUACUCCACAUGGCUGAGGGGGGUUAAUCAAGGCCUUCUGAAGUGAAUUGAUGUAUUUGUGUAAAACAAAAAUAUCCAUAUUUAAAACUUCAUAAACAGUAAUUUAUAGCUUCCGCUAAUUGGCGUAUACAAGUUCAUAAGGGAGUGGUAUUUUAAAAGAUGGUGUAGGUGUAGCGUAAGCGCUGGUGAAAAGUGACGAACAUGAAAACAUAGUGGAGUGAGCAGAACAAAAUACCAGGAUUCGUACAAGGUGCUUACAAUGGUUGAAGUACUUGAAUGUGACUUUGAAAUUUAAGGCCUGGAAAACACUUGAAAAAAGCAAUAUUCCUGAAGAAGUACUUAAAGUGCUUGAAUUGUUAAAAGAUAGUGUAUCUAAGACAUAAGUGUUUAAUUUUUUUCAAUAAUCAAUUAAUGUUAACAGACACACCAAAUCAGUUCAGUCUUUUACGCUGGUAACUGCUCAGACUGAUUCAAACUGAUGACUCCAUCAUGCAUUUAAAGCGAUUCAAAAACCAGAUCAUAUUGAAAGCCAUUUUGAGUCAAAUUUAAUCAUCGCUUGUAACGAUUUUAAAAAGUAGAAAUGGGUGAAACUGAGCUUUUCGAAACUCCUAAACAGUUAAUUGUGUCACAAAAUGAUUCACUCUUUCGAAGUGCUCCAAUCAGAUUGUGUAUCACGAAUCAUUUGAUUCAGAUUGAAAUGGGUUUAUGAAUCAUUUUGCGAAAUUAAUGAUUCAAAUCAAAUGAUUUGCGAUGCACUAUUCAGAUCAGGAUUUCUGAACCAUUUUGUGAAUCUUUUUUUCUGAAUCCAUUUCCAUUGACCCAUUUCGUGAAUCUUUUUUGUUUCUGCCAUUAAGGCAGUACUGUUCUCUAAAAUACAGAUCCCUUAAGAAAAUUAACAGUGGUUUUAGUAUAGUGAAAGUGUUGUAUAUUUAAUAAUACUUUAGUAGUAGUACUUGCAUGUGAUUCACUGUAUUUUUGCCUUUUUUUAAUUUUAGUUAGUUUUUAAUUUGAUAUUGAAGACAUCAUAAGUGAGAUCUCUUAUAGAGUCCUUGAAAAUCAAUAAAGUAGUGCUUGAAAAGUCUUUGAAAGCCCUAGAAUUUCAUUUUAAAGUAUCUGUAUGAAACCUGGAAGUACUAAACGAGGAUUUAUAAAGAAAAAUAUUAGAGGAUUUCAACAUAAGCCACAAGGAGACAAAUUUUUUUCUUUGCUGUAAAUACAACUUCUUGUGAGACUAGCAUAUUCUCACCGCUGGGACGCCACUCUCUCGCAAACACACAUACGACAAGAGAUAAGCUAGAGAUUACGGUUUAUAAAAUUUUAAAUAGGCGGAUCGAUUCACUUCAGAAGGCCUUUAUUAACCCUCGGAGCCCUGUGGAGUACUUUUUAUGAUGGACAGAUGGACUUUAUUGGACUUCAAAAUCUCAACACCCAUUCACUGCCGUUAUAAUGCUCGGAAGAGCCAGAACAUUUUUUAAAUACAACUCCGAUUUGUCUGGAAGAAGAACGUCAAACACCUAGGAUGGCUUGAGGGUGAGUAAAUUAUGGGGUAAUUUUCAUUUUUGGGUGAACUAUCCCUUUAAAUAUAGGAAAUUUUCUGUUGUGGAUAGGUCUACCAGUGCACCACAAGAGGAAAAGAAACUUUUUUUUUUUUUUUUUUUUUUUAUCAAGUCGCGCCUUGUUACGGAAACUAAUUUUUUUUGCCUACGUUAGUAAAGCAUGGUUCCUUUUCUUUAGCAAAAUUUUCCCUUUUAACCAAAAGAUCCCACACAUUCUUUGCUAUUUUAGCUUUAAGAUAUGUUUAACUGAAUGAAAAACAUAGUGUGCCUGCUCUAAGAGAGAACUCUCAAGAUUAAAAUGAUUGUAGGUCAUUCCUGUAUCAGUAUAUCAGUUUCAUUUUGCUUUGGUGUGCUGUCGUAUCUCCUCACUGUUUGACAUAGCUUGAUAAUCCACAGUUUAUUAAAUCAGCCUUAAUUAUUUUCUUCCAUAAUAGCACAUCUGAGAUCUGUAAGCUUUGAUGAUUUGUAUACCUACAAAGAGUGACUAGGUUUUUCUGGAAGAGCCUUUAAUUGUGCCUAAGAGUGAGUCUAUGGCCAGUUGUAGCAUUCAGAUGAGUCUUUUAAGAUGACGUUAUUCGUUUUGUAACAUUACUCAAGCUUAAUUUCAGCUUGUGCAUUUGGUAGCACAUUUGGCCCCUUACAGAAAGUGCCAUGCGAGUGAUUUUAAACCAUUCACCUGAGAUUAUCGCUGCACAAAGCACAACCCAAACCCCCAUCGAGUCAAACAUGGGGUGAAAAUAUUGCCUUACUGAAAAACAAAGCAGGCAUUAAAUGGGCCAUAAGGUAUUGUAGGAGAUUGCCUUGAUUUCUAACACUGUAGCACCAUCAAAUUGAGGGAAAAGUCUGUACUUCAGUUUUAAGUUCAUUGGAUUUCGAGUGAAGCAGCCGACUGCGAAUAAAAUAGGCUUUUGUAA